Phytophthora sojae is the source of this 756-nucleotide messenger RNA. RefSeq lists its product as hypothetical. The record is from RefSeq and is a predicted model, not a curated record. The coding region runs from base 1 to 756 and encodes 251 amino acids. Lineage: Eukaryota; Oomycota; Peronosporomycetes; Peronosporales; Peronosporaceae. The transcript is spliced from 2 exons.
AUGGCGUCGCUCGUGCUCGCGUGGCUCGUGGUGCUGAGCGCCGUCGUGCUGACCCUGGAGAUCCAGCGCCGCCUGCUGCUGGCGCGCGUGCUGGGUGCGCUCGUGAUGCUGCUGGCCUGGGGGCUCUUGCUGCCGUCGGAGCUGCAGCUCAAGGCCGCGAGCUGCGCCGUGGUGUACCACGGACUGGCGGAGGGGCUGCGGCAGUGGCAGCGCAGCUUCCCGUGCGUCUUCGAGCGGCGGAAGGACCGCAAGGUGGUGCUCUGGCUGCUCUUCUGGGCGAGGGUCUUCAUCUGGGGCGCCACACUGGGCGGCGUCGCGGUCUUCACGGCCCUAACAAGGGGACGGGAGGCGGGGGCCUCCAACACGUGGCGAGACGCGGCCGCGCUGGCCUUCUACUACGAGCUGGUGGAGGUGCUGGUGCUGCUCUACUUCGCGGACGAGGAGCUGCCCUAUCUGUGGCACAAGCGCGUAGGCCACUGGCUGGCGGCGCUGCUCGUGGGCUUCCUGGAGAGCUCCGGCCGACUGGACGGCGUGCUGCGAGGCCCGUGGCUGGCGGGCAUGUCGCCGUUGGCGCUCGUCGGCGUGCUGCUCAUGGUCAUGUGGCUGUCUAUUGAGAUCCGGUGGGAUCGCAUCGCCGAGGCGAGCAGCCCCAGUCUGGUGGAGGAGGAAGCCAGCAACAGCAACACCAGGACUAGUCACAGACCCGGGCUCUUUGUGGACACGAGCAGGAACGAAGACUUCUACUUCGGAGCGUGA